Liolophura sinensis is the source of this 1004-nucleotide messenger RNA. RefSeq names its product intraflagellar transport protein 25 homolog. Gene Ontology annotation, biological process: intraciliary transport; multicellular organism development. Gene Ontology annotation, cellular component: cilium; centrosome; intraciliary transport particle B. The transcript is spliced from 4 exons. The record is from RefSeq and is a predicted model, not a curated record. NCBI's taxonomy places the organism in Eukaryota, Metazoa, Mollusca, Polyplacophora, Chitonida, Chitonidae. Bases 74 to 493 code for a protein of 139 amino acids.
GACAUUUUUGUGUUGGCUCAUGAAAAUCUGAAAUUAGUUCUGUAAAUCAUUUUGAAUUUUAACUGUAACAAGGAUGUUUGACGUGGCAUUGGCGAGUGCUGGAUCGCAGGUCGUGCUGGCAACUUCUCAUGAUGACAAACACCCUCCAGAACACAUUAUCGAUGGAAAUACGGACACCUUUUGGGUGACAACUGGCAUGUUUCCUCAAGAGUUCAUUGUAACUUUCACAAAGAUGAUGAGCAUGAAAAAUAUAGAACUGUCCACUCAUAAUGUGCGGAAGUUAUGUAUAGAGCGCAGUGUACAACAUGAUCCAGUUGACUUCGAACCUUUAAAAGAAAUAGAAUUAGAUUCAUCAGAGGGCCAGUUACAGAUGGGAUCAGCAGAUGUUGGAAGUGUAACUGCAGUUCACUUAAGGGUUGUGAUUGAAUCCGGCUAUGAUCAUUUCGUGUCAGUUCAUAAACUACAUGUGGAUGGCGCAGCAGUUCCAAAUUGAUACCUGAGCUGUUUACUUGAUGGACAGAAGUUGAUCCACAAACUUGACAAAUGAAAAAACCAAUAGUUCCAGCCAACAGGUGGCAUGUGAUGACCUGCUGAUUUAAGUUAUGUUCCUUCAUUCCAUAGCCUGAUCAGACAUUUUGUUGCUCAGUGUGGGUCUACAUGGUGAUUCAGAAAGAGAUAAAGAUUUUUGCACUUAUUUAUUGAAGUGAAAGCGCUUGUUAUACUGUGAAGGUAGGGCUUCACAGUAUGCAACAGGGCUCACAUGUUUGUCUAGAGUAUCGUCAGACAUUAAAGAGGUAACAUGGUCUUCUUGUAGAGUGUUGCUAUACUGGAAUGUACAUGUAACCAGAAAAAUGUCAAAAGUAGUAUGAAAGCUUGUGAGAAACUGGACUCACAAUUGGUAAACCAUUUUUUAUUCUCAUGGACCACUGUGAUGUCAUUCUCACCUUUGUUAAUUAAAUUCAACUGAGAUUCUUGUAAUAUAAAUAACAAUAUUAUAUUUAGUA